This is a messenger RNA of Tetrapisispora phaffii CBS 4417, 1695 nucleotides long. RefSeq names its product dolichyl-P-Man:Man(6)GlcNAc(2)-PP-dolichol alpha-1,2-mannosyltransferase (gene ALG9). The record is from RefSeq and is a predicted model, not a curated record. The transcript has a single exon. Gene Ontology annotation, cellular component: endoplasmic reticulum membrane. The coding region runs from base 1 to 1695 and encodes 564 amino acids. Gene Ontology annotation, molecular function: alpha-1,2-mannosyltransferase activity. Gene Ontology annotation, biological process: protein N-linked glycosylation. NCBI's taxonomy places the organism in Eukaryota, Fungi, Ascomycota, Saccharomycetes, Saccharomycetales, Saccharomycetaceae.
AUGAGAGUUAUUACUGUUUUAUUGGUAACUGCUUUGGCCAUAUCCAGACUAUAUGUCCAGCCUUGGUUCUCAAUUAUUUCAGAUUGCGAUGAAACCUUUAAUUAUUGGGAGCCAUUGAAUCUGCUUCUACGUGGAUUUGGUAAACAAACUUGGGAAUAUUCCCCAGCAUAUGCCAUUAGAUCAUGGGCAUUUUUAUUGCCAUUCUAUGGUGUUCUGUACCCAAUCAAGAAGUUUGAAUUAAUAGGACAAGAUGGUACAAUGUACUUCUAUAUUAUAAGAGCCUUUCUCGGAUUACUCAGUUUUCUUUUCGAAUUCGAUCUAUUCAAAGAAAUUCAAUCUACUAUAUCUUUACGAAUCGCUGAUAUGUGGUUGUUUAUUCAACUUUUUAACCCAGGUUGGUUCCAUGCCAGUGUAGAAUUUUUACCAUCUUCUAUUGCAAUGAUUUUUUAUUUGGGUUCAAUAAAAUAUUCGUUACGCUAUUUAUCCUCUAAUCGAAAAUCAUGUUUAGUAUCCAGUUUAGGGUUUAACUUUACUGCUGCUAUUUUAGGGUGGCCAUUCGUUUUAGUGUUAUCGGUUCCUUUGUGUUUGCAUUUCUUACUUACUCAUAGAUUAAUGUCAACAAUAAGAGUAUCUUUUGACUGUUUAGUGAUUUUCUUAACUAUUGCAAGUAUAGUCAUUGGGAUAGAUUCAUCAUUCUAUGGUAAAUUUUCCCCUGUUUCAUGGAAUAUAUUAUCUUACAACGUUUUGGAAGCUGAUGAAAGCUCUGGUCCAAAUAUUUUUGGUAUCGAGCCAUGGUACUAUUAUUUACUGAAUUUAUUAUUAAAUUUCCCUCUACCUGUUCUUGGAGGUGUUUUAUUUGGUAUUUUUAAUUGGAGGCUAUGGCCUCUAUCAUCGUCACUUUUAUUAUGGCUAGUGAUUUUUACUUUACAACUACAUAAGGAGGAAAGAUUCUUAUAUCCUAUUUACGGAUUAAUAAGUUUAUCAUCUGCAGUAGGAUUAUAUCAAUUAGUGACUAUAUUUUCUGGAAGGAAAAAAGUAUUGAAACGUAUGUUUAGUUUUAUUAUUUUACUUGGAAUUUUAUUACAAGCAUCAUCAAGAAUUAUUGCUCUACUAAAAAAUUAUUCUGCUCCAUUUGAGACAUAUUCCAAAUUAUACGAAAAGAUCGAUUCUGAUAAGCAUACAAACGAUAUUAUUAAUGUUUGUACAGGUAGAGAGUGGUACCAUUUCCCAAAUUCCUUUUUUUUACCAGACAACUAUAGAUUAAGAUUCGUAAAAUCAGGAUUUGAUGGUUUGUUACCUGGAGAUUUUGAUGAAUCUAACUCAUCAAUCUUUCAAAAAGUAAGAAAGUUACCAGAAAAUAUGAAUAAUAAAAAUAUCUUUGACCCUAAUAAGAUUUGGGAUGCGGAAAACUGUGAUUAUUUUAUUGAUUUGAUGAUUUCAACUGAUAUUGAACAAGAUGUACUAAAUCCAAAUUCAUUAUCAGCAGAAUGGAGUAAAGUAAGCUGUUCUGAAUUUAUUGAUGUUGAUAAUUCAAAAAUUUUUGGAAGAGCAUUUUACAUUCCAGAGCCAAUUCUCAAUAUAUUAUCUAAAUUUAUUACCCCUAGCAUCAAUAAAUGCUAUGGUGUGAAUUAUAUAGAUUACUGUUUAUUCGAGAAAGAUGAUAAUAUUGUCAUGGAAGAAUCAGCAAAUGUAUAG